AUUAACCGAGUGCCGACGGUGCCGAUCAUGUGACACUUCCUGGGUGAAUCGGUGAACAGUGGUCGACGGUUCUUUGAGGUUGUCAUCAUUUGGAAACGCGAUUAUCUUAAGCAAUGGGCAGGGCAUGUUGCAUCUUGGGAUGUCCCUCGGGAGGAGAUGCCCCAUCUCAUCAGAUUCCCAAGAAUCCAGCUCUUUUCCAGAAAUGGAAAAGCCUGAUUUAUUCUGAGAAAAUCCAACAUAUGACCGAUGAGCAGAUAAGCAAGUGUGCUGUGUGCUAUCGGCAUUUUGCUGACAAUGACUAUCUAGUAACUUUCCGAGUGAGAAAGUUGAAACGUGGCGUUGCACCUUCCUUGAACUUGCCAAACAGACCAGAUUCUACUGUUAUGAUUAAAAUAGAACCGCAAACAUCGGCUGCAAGUAGAGAAACGGUUACUGCAAAAGAAGAGGUGACAGAAAUUCCAAGAAUGAUAGAAGAAUUAAAAACAACUCAAAUUACAUUAUUCGAAGAUAUUCCGGAAGAAAUUAAAUCCUGCUCGUUUGACCAGCCACAAAUUUUAUUAGACAAGAAUACUGAGCAAACUAAUAAAACGGCAGAGACAUUUAAGUUAAAUCAUAGAGAAAGGACAUCGAGAAAGAAACGAAAAUUAACUGCAAAACAAUUGCAUCUACUUCAAUGUAAACAACAAGCCAAGCAAUAUGAAAAAACACCUUCGAUACAAAAGCUGCUAUCUUUUCUCACGCCUGCUGAAAUAGGAACUAUUAAAACUAGAAUACGAAAAGCAAGAUAUGCCCCAAGAAUAUAUGUAAGAAUAUAUCACAAUAUUGCACAAAGGAAGGCUUUUGGUCACUUAAAGUUCGUAGAAGAUUAAUAAUUUAUUGCAAGUCUUAUAGUCAAGAAUGGAAAAUCAGGAUGAAAUUCAUCUGCUUUGGAAUGUCAUGAGAAGCAAAUCUUAUCAAGUAUGAAUUUAUCACAUUUAUAUUAGCAAAAAAGAAUUAAUUUUGCCAUAAUAAU
Messenger RNA from Trachymyrmex septentrionalis, 1012 nucleotides. RefSeq lists its product as uncharacterized. Lineage: Eukaryota; Metazoa; Arthropoda; Insecta; Hymenoptera; Formicidae. The coding region runs from base 114 to 869 and encodes 251 amino acids. The transcript is spliced from 2 exons. The record is from RefSeq and is a predicted model, not a curated record.